Messenger RNA from Hydatigera taeniaeformis, 2289 nucleotides. The record is from the annotation of a GenBank genome assembly. Lineage: Eukaryota; Metazoa; Platyhelminthes; Cestoda; Cyclophyllidea; Taeniidae.
AUGAGUGAUAUGUCAGGCACCGGUGCAGUGGCGUCACUCGAUUUUGCUGUCGUUACUUUUCCUUGCUCAUGGAGUAGUCUGCCGCUUGCACUACCUACCACCUUAGAACUGGAGGAUUUCGACGAAUUCUCCCUACGUAAACAAGUGCAAACUGAGUAUUGGUGGGUGCGAGAAACAAAUGUCAAGACUGGUUCUGAUGCAAAUAGUAACUUUAAAAAUACUUGGCUCUCUGCCUCAGGCAACGAGCAGAGGGAGUCGCGUAUUGAGUUAUCGGAGUAUCAAGUCGUACGUGAAUGCCUUUGGACACUACUGGGGGCUGGUAAGGGUUUCCUCUUUUCUUAUUGCACUGAUUGUGAGUUUCUCGUCAGGAAUAUGUGUUUGUACGUCCGAAAACCUGCCUGUCUCACCCACCUCACGUACGGUGCUCUUGACGCCUUUUGUGUUGAAAUUGCCAAGUACUGCACAUGUGUUCUUCAGCUUCGAGCUUUUACUGAUUUCGUCCUUACAGUAUCUGGUACUGCAUCACUCCCCUUCACUCGACUGGCAGAAUCAUGUGCGCGCUUAACGCAGGACACUCAUCGAAUUAUUGCUUCGCUAGAAGAAGCCGCAAAGAUGCCAAGCACAUCCCCUUUAACCCUAGUUAGUCUGUUUGAUAGACUACAACCAUGGUUCCGGCGUCUUUCCUUUAUUUCAGCUCUUGUUCUUCAGGUUUGCUCUCCCAAUUUAACUACUAUUAUGUCAGACGCGACCUCAAUCCUUCUAUUGAAUCGACUGGGAGAGCUCUCCAGCACGCUUUCUUGUAGUCACUCUGACCCUUAUCUUGUCGAUCUUAUCAACGAUGCCUAUAUCUCUGUGACUGAAGCGUACUUCUCCGAUCUACUGAGUAAAUCAGGCAACUGUCGUUUUACCGCCCCCUUUCUUCGACGCAACCUCGACUUUUCUCCGAUGCAUCCUAUGUUUUGGGAACUAGGCAUUACAUUGAUCGCAAAUAGCGUACCAAACGUUCUCCUUCCAAUAAUAAACGACAUUUUUGUUGGUGUAAAGUCACAAACCCUUCUCCAAGCCAUUGCAUCCACUUUUGGAAUCCCGAGGAUAGUAGGAAUUUACAAACCUACGACUCCUCUCAAUAUACGACGCGCUAAUGUUGGGAUGGAUUCUCCGCCCGAGCUUGAUCCCCUCGAUGAUCCCGAGCUACAUGAGCUGGCCAAGCUGAUGCACUUAAUUUCACUGAGGGAGCCUAGUAAUAAUCUGCUUUUGCCGGUACUAAGGAAACGGGAAAAGUCUCCAAGUUGUACUAUACGACACCUCAUUGAGAGUAUGCAGCGGCUGUCAAAGGGAAUUUCUUCUCAGCUCUGCUCCUUUUUCUUGAAGGGACCCUCGGUUCUGACUGGCGAGCUUAAGGACGAUUUAGUGAGCGAUGGUUUCCAUUUGCCUCAUUUCUUAGCUUUUUUGGCUGAUGUGGCUUUCUUUCGCAAUGGAGAUCGGAUGAAUGCAUUCUGUCAGUCACUGUUUCUGCUUCGUCCUGCUAAACAAACGGAGGCUGAAGUUGACAACCUACUGAAAGAACAACUAACUUUGGUUUGCGAUGAAAGGUCAUGGGUUCACAAGCAGCUUCGUAUUGGAAUUGUUAAUAAAAGUGAUGCUACUGAGGAUAGCAUAUUACUAGAAAGAACAAUUGUAUUGAGGCUACAGAUCGAUGUUCCUUGGCCGUUGAACAUUGUUUUGACGGAAAAGAAUCUUAGAGUUUAUCAGCAGGUCUUCAACUUUCUUCUUGCGCUAAAACAUGCGAAAUGGACCCUGGACAGGGCAAGAUGGACUCAAACCGCAUCGACUCACAAACUGAACAUUCUGCGCUCCCGCUUCCUCUUCGUGAUAAACGGCCUCCAUGCCUUCAUCUCGGACAACAUCGAGGCGGUCCAUGUAAAGUUCAUACGGGAGUUGAUACAACCACAGGAUCACUGCAGCUUGGAUACUCUUAUGACCAAUUUUACACAAUACCUUAGACGAAUUUCCCAACUGUGUCUACUGGAGGAUUGCGCGUCCCAACAGAUCUUGAAUAGAGCGCUGAGAGGCCUCUUCGAACUGUGUCUUCAUUUCCAGUUGCCUGACGUUACUGAAAGUCAGUUGGCUGGUGAGUUUUCGACUCGGGUUGCCUUUCUACGAACAAUGCUUGCAGAGGCUAUGGAGAGCAGCGGUCGAAUGGAGAAAGCUACCCCAUUCUUGCAUGUUUUGGAGUUGGCGCAUCGAUUUAACACUGACAUGCAAACUCGACUGCAUUUUAACCGGUGA